AAAGAUCUCAAAAUCGGGCUCGAUUCGGUGUCACGCAUUUUCCAAAAUUUGAACGGUGUAGUCGACGACGUGGAACUGCAAUUCGACGAUGAUGGAAAUGCCUUAGCUUACAAUGCUGCCUACAACACUCAUCCGGCGAUCUUGCACGGUAAUGGUCCCAGCAAGAGACACCUAAACUACCUGGCCAAUUACGUCGCCAACCGUUGGUCAGCCACCAAGGGAUGCACAAUCUGUGCGAAGAAGCCGAAACUCGAAUUGGCAGUUGAGUCUUCAUCUCUUGCUCAUUUACCGAGUCUUCUAAGAAGGACCCAGCCGAUUUCCCUGGUCGCUAUAUCGGUCUUUAUUGCUCGGCCGAUUCCAUUCAUCGAAGAGAUGCUUGAGGCAUUCGCUCAUCUCGACUAUCCUAAGAAAAGAAUCGCACUCUUCAUCUACAACUCACAACAAUCCAAUAUCAAACGGACAUUCGCCUCACGCUAUGACGCUGAAUUCCUCUUUUCGCUGGAUGGAGAUGCUUUUCUGACGAACGUCAAAACUCUACAACAUCUGAUAGAAUACUCAGUGAACUACGAAGUAGGUAUCAUAUCCCCGAUGCUAGCGCAGCCGGGAAAAAUGUUCACGAAUUUCUGGGGAGACAUCGCUCCGAACGGAUAUUAUGCAAGAAGUGAAGACUACAUAGCAAUCGUGCAACGAAAACGCGUCGGCGUCUGGAAUGUUCCAUUCGUGACCACCGCUCUUUUGAUCAACAAGGAGAAGAUGAAAGAAAUGAAAACGCCGUAUUUCUAUGACAAACACCUCGACGUGGACAUGUCGUUCUGUAAAUGGGCUAGAGAUAAGGGACACUUCAUGUACGUGGACAACGAGCAGGACUUUGGAUUCCUCAUAGUCAGUGAAGAAUACGUCGAUAUACUUCAAAAAGGCAAGCUACACCCUGAGAAUCUUUGGGAGGCGCGAUAUGUCCACCCAGGCUACCACAGACUUCUCGAAGAAGACACCGUUAUCGAGCAGGCAUGUACUGAUGUCUAUGACUAUCCGCCUAGUUUCUGA
Molecule: messenger RNA, 1044 nt
Organism: Ostertagia ostertagi
Lineage: Eukaryota; Metazoa; Nematoda; Chromadorea; Rhabditida; Trichostrongylidae
Source: the annotation of a GenBank genome assembly